Pteropus alecto (black flying fox) is the source of this 3171-nucleotide messenger RNA. RefSeq names its product coiled-coil domain containing 178 (gene CCDC178). The record is from RefSeq and is a predicted model, not a curated record. The coding region runs from base 1 to 2562 and encodes 853 amino acids. The transcript is spliced from 20 exons. Lineage: Eukaryota; Metazoa; Chordata; Mammalia; Chiroptera; Pteropodidae.
AUGCCAAGUGUCAGCGGUAAGCUCCUCGUGCGGGCUACGCCAAGUGUCAAUGUCGAGCUGAUGGAGAAGGGAAAGUUUGAUGACAAUAACACAUCACGAACUUUGGUUCCGGUUGGUGACCCUAAGGAAGUUGUUGAGAUUGUUCAUGAAAAUAAAACGACAAAUACUGAAGGGGUGAAUCAAGGCAUUUACUUCAGCUACCCAUGUCGACGUCACAGCUGUGCUUUAGUAAACAUUCCAGCACCAUGUGUCAACAAAAUGAUUUCACACAUUGAAGAUGUGGAGUCUAAAAUACAGGAGCAUGUGAAACAGUUUGAAACUUCUUUUGAAGAAUGGAGCAGAACUUCUACAAAAGACCUGAAAGAUUGGAGUAUUGCUACAUCAGAGAAAGAGGUCAAACCUGAAGAAGAGAGAGUUGAAAAGUGUUCAGAAUUAAAGCAGGAAAUGGAAACAUUGCUAUCAGAGGCCAUUCAUCUCAUUAAAAGUCUAGAAACUGACCGUGCAGAAGCCGAAGAAGCUUUAAAAGAACAACAAUCAAGAAGAAAACAGAUAAACGGAAAAAUUGAUUCUUGGUCAAUCUGGAGACUUCAAGAAAUCCCAUUUGCUGUGCAGAAAGAACAUGAGACCUAUUUGAGAGACAUUAUAGAAUUACGAUGCCAUCUCGAAGAUAAAGGUCAUCAACUAAAACAUUUGGAGAAACAAAAAGCAAAAUUAGAAGAAGCUAAUGGAAAGCUUCAAGUAGACAUUGACUACAUGAAUAAAUAUGGUCCUCUACUGAAUUCAAAGUGGAACCAGGAACUUGAAGCUCUGAAAGAAUUUUAUAAAAAAAAAAUUGAGGUAAUGGGACUAUACAAACAAGUUCAAGAAGAACUUAAAGAAGCUAUAGGAAACUGUGAAAAUGCCAAAUUGAAAGCUAAAAAAUUUAGAGAAGACAUGGAAAAAGAUAUUAAUAAUGAUAAAAUAAACAUAGACACCUACAAGAAAGAGAUAGAAAACAUUAACAAUUUAUGUAACUACUACAGUAAAUUAAUACAAAAUGUUAAUGUUACUAUUGAGGAGAAUGAAGAGGCAGUGACUGAAGCAUUGAAGGAAACAAAGACAUCAAAAGACGAAUUAUCUGCUUUAUCUAAAGUGCUAGCUGACUUGAAAAAAGCUUAUGAUCAACUAGCCUACAGGAAAAAAAGUUGUGAAAGUGAAUAUUUGGAAGCAUUUAAUGAUUUUUAUACUAAAAAAAAAAUAUGGGAUACUGAGCUUUCUAAUAUCACAAAAGAUUUUUCAGCUAUUUCAGAAGCAUAUACUCAAUUGAUGGAAGAAAAUAAAAAAAUUGUGAUGGAUAUUGAAACCAUAUCAAAUUUAAUCAAUGACAGUGUAAGGAAAAAAUCAGUGCUUGACUCUGAAAUUCAAUCUUUGAGGAAACUGAAGUCAAAAAAUGAUGACUAUCUUAAACAACUAUACAAGGAAUCCUAUAACAUUGGUGCUAUUUUCCACAUAACCAAAUUUAAAACAGAAGAAUUAGAAGAGAAAAUAGCAGAAGUGAGAAGAAAAUUCAGGGGUAGAGAAGAGUUCUUGAAAAGACAAACUCGAGGUGAAGUGGCUAAUGGAAUGUUGAUUCAGAAAAGACUGUAUAGUGUUCAAGAAGAACUGACACUUGAGAAGCAAGACCUUUUGAAAAAGAAAGCAAUAUAUUCCCAAAUACUGGCAGAAAUAGAGGCACCUUUGCUUCAAAUGGAAGAAGAUGCAGAAAGAAUGAAAACCGUCCACGAAGAACAUUCUGACGUACUAUCUCAUAUAAUCAAGAAGAGAAAGUACGUUCAAAAAAAAGUGAAAAAAACAAAGAAAAAUUUGCGAAGAAAAGGGAGGGAAACCCAAGAAGCACUAAUAGAAGCUAAGGAAAAAUGCUCAAUAAUUUUUAACGAAAUAAAGACUGCUAAAAGUAAAACAGUUGUUUAUCAAGAAAAAAUAAGUAAGUUGAAUGAGAACCUAGAUGAAAAAGAAAAGGAAAAGAAACAUUUUGAACAGAUACUUAACAAUUUAAAGGAACAAUUUUUAACUGUCAGAUUUAAAAAGGAAAACGCACAAGCUGUGCAUGAUCAUCUCAUAAGUGAGCAAAAAGCCUGUAGAGAGAGAAUAUCUGAGGAAGAGCAGAGAUUUACAACUCUUGUUGCCAUGAGGCAAAAAACUCUGAAAGAUAUUAAAAAACUACAAGUUGUUUCAUUAGAAGAAAAUCUACGUUUAGCUCGAGAGUAUCAGAAAUUACAGACGACUUUCUUAACAGAAAAAGACAAUUAUUUCAAUCUAUAUGAUAAACAGUUAUCACUUGAUGCUUCAAUUAGAGAUAAGAAACAGCUCUGUCAGCUGCAAAGAAGGAUACACAAGGUAUGGCAGAAGUACUUCGAACUGGUGGUCCUCUACAGCCAGAUGAGGCUGGCCAAGUUCCAGACAGACUCUCAAGAGAGCAUUCAGAAAAUAUUAGCUGUGCAGGAGGAAUCUUCAAAUUUAAUACAACAUAUCGUAGAUUUCUUCCAGACUUUGUCAGAUGGCUCAUGUGAAAAUGAUGGUUAAGCAAACAACCAAUGUAUCUUGGAUGCCUAAAUAAAAGACAAGAAGAGUUGCACAGUUCAGAUAACAGUGUAAUUGGACAUUCACCUGUUUGCCAUUUCACACUUCCACGGACGAAAAACUCACUCACCUCCCAGCAUGCUUUGCCACUCUUUUACUUACAGCAAAUCCAUAACAAUGAAACAGGUGACUUUCAUGCUGCUGUCAGGAACGAUCUAAUUUCAGCUCUGGGUGACUGAUUGCAAUUGGCUUUGCCUCAUCUGAUAAUUAAUCUAUGUCACCAUUAAUUGGAAGAGAGAAUAAUUACUGGCAGUGUUGACAGUGACUGUUCGCUUUCCCAGAUUUCCCCAUCGUGUUGGCCCAAAUAAAGGCUUUGCGAUUCAGUACUUAAAGUUUGUGUAAACUGUAACAAUACCUAUGCCCAUGUGACACUUUCAGACACUCUGUCUAAUGUACUUUUGUUUUUUUGUUUACCAAUCUUUUUUAGCUCACUGAGAGCUGUCUCUCUCAAUCACUCCUCAAUGUUCUAUCUUAAUUUUGUGGAAGUUUAAAGUUUUCAAUGAGCUGGAGAUGAAUGAUUAAUGAAUAAAUUUAAAUGCUUCAUUUUGUCCA